Oryzias melastigma (Indian medaka) is the source of this 8406-nucleotide messenger RNA. It is a transcript of the gene gramd1bb, whose product is annotated as GRAM domain containing 1Bb. The coding region runs from base 1550 to 4348 and encodes 932 amino acids. The transcript is spliced from 24 exons. Lineage: Eukaryota; Metazoa; Chordata; Actinopteri; Beloniformes; Adrianichthyidae. The record is from RefSeq and is a predicted model, not a curated record. Gene Ontology annotation, molecular function: sterol binding; sterol transfer activity. Gene Ontology annotation, cellular component: endoplasmic reticulum membrane; endoplasmic reticulum-plasma membrane contact site; plasma membrane. Gene Ontology annotation, biological process: intracellular sterol transport.
UUGCAAUCUCUGGGUAAUUCUCCCCUUAAUCACUAUACUAUAGUGCAUUCGCCAUUUUCUAGUGCUGUCCGAAUCCAGUGCAAUCGGAAUUUCCCAGAAGUCUUUGCGAAAAACUAGCGCGCAUUGAUGGCGACUACUAGAUUAGGGACUAUAGACCACAAUGCAUUGCGGUCCAACAAAUUCGAGCAAAAAAAAAAGUGUUUUAAUGUAAUAUAUGAAUAAACCAUCCACAUUUUCACCAUCAGAACACAGUGGAGUCAUAAAUAAAUGUUGUGGAACGUUCGUAUUUAUUUGAUUUUACUUCGUGAAAUCGGUGACGUCACGUUUUUUUUUUUUUUUUAUAUAUAUUCAGUGUUUAGAAAAAGGAAAGAAAAGUAGUGAGAAUCAUGUCCUAAUUACCUUUAACACUAUAUAGUCCCGCACUAUAUAUAUAUAUAUAUAUAUAUAUAUAUAUAUAUAUUAGUAGUUAGGGGGGACUCGGACACACACACCGACUCAAAUGAUUCGAUUCACUUUGGGGAGUGACUCAUUAAAACUCUAGUUAGUAAAAUGAAUCAAGUUUACCAUGAGCGCCGUCGCAGAUUGAUGAGGACCCGGCAGUAAGAGGUUAACAGGAGGGAGGUCACUGCUGCUGUUUGGACAGACACUGAUAGGUCACCGCUCGGUGGUCUGCUCCGCCGCUCUCAUCCGUCAAGUAACGGCUCAGUCUCCGCCUCCGAGAUGCACUGAUUUGACUCGCUUUCGCGCUGAGGAACACGCUUCUCUGGAUUUGUCCGACCAUGGCUGAGACGACGAGCCCCCUUCGGUUGGUUUGACCGCCGUGCGUGAACGCGUGGAGCGGGGGAAGUUUGGAGGAGGUCGCUUCGACUUCCCGAAGGCUAACCGACACGGAGUCAACGACAGACUGGAGCGUCUGGCACAGGACCAAGUCAGACCAACCGGCCCUCCUCUUUUUCCCAAAGUGACAACAAAAAAACCCACCCCUAGCCCUGCACCCUGCAUUAGUAAUGAUAUUAAAAGGGGCCAACAGCUGGUGAACUCGUCUUUAACAUCUUCAAACAGCUUGGACAGUACAUAUCCAGUGUUUAAAUGAGUUUGUGUGUAACUUGGCCUGCGUGUCCCUGGAGAGAAACAACGAAGGAGUUUUGUUACAGUCCCUGACAGGCCUUAUGCAUGUUUCAUCUGCUGCUCUUAGAACAGAACCCCUUUUGUUAUCUAAUCUGCUGAAGCCCUCUUCUGUCCAGCCUGAGUGGCUGACUUUACCGCCUCAAGACAGGACUUCACAGACUGUCUGCCAGCGGCUGAACUGAUCCGUAUUCAGCAACAGCUGAGGAGAAGCAGGAGGACUUGGACAAGCUUAGGAUCUCUGGAUUUAUUUCCUUUUUUGCCCAGGGAAGUCUUCAGUGUCCAACGGGCCAACUGAGUGGCCUUAUCGCUUUCCUUCUUGACCUUUUUUAAUUCUAAGCAAUAAAAUUGGUGUCUAGGAAUUUGUAAAGCAAACGAUUUUAUACUUUAGGAGCUAAGUUCAUGUUGAACAAACUUAAGGGCCAUGGGUGACACUCUGAGGCCUCCGUCACUCCAGGUGAGUGUGCCGCAAGACGCUCCAGCAUACUCUGAUGGAGGUAACCACCCUGUGUCAGAUGGCUGUGUCCGAUCCAGCUCCUCCACUCCAACGCUUCGCCGAAAGCGCUUCAAAAUGCGUCGGAUGAGGAACGUGCCCAGUGAAAGGGAGCUUGAACGCGCACGGAUUGCUAACGCCCACCUGACGGCCAGAUCUCGCUCCAGCUCCAAGGAGUACCUUCAGCUUCCGUCCAUUGAAAUCACGCCGUCCAGCGACGAAGACGCAGCGUCUUCCUGGUCGAGCUGCUCCACUCCAAGCGCGUCACCUCGCCGCAGGCGUUUCCUGUUGAGGAGAUGGUUAAAGGUCAGAGAGAAGAAAGAGCAAGGCAGUGAGAGCAGCAGUCAGCAAAGCAGCCUGCAGAGCAGCCUGCAGAGCAGCCAUGAAGAUGACAACACUCGCUUUUUGUCGCCGUUAAUCCGGGAGGAGAGGUCUGACAGUGCAGCGGAAAAAGUCAGCACUGCCAGUAAUUCAAACAAGAGCACACCUGCCUGCUCACCUGUCCUGCGUAAACGCUCCCGCUCUCCCACCCCGCAGAACCAGGAGGGUGAGAACAUGGUGGAGAAGGGUUCAGACCACUCCUCUGACAAGUCGCCCUCCACGCCCGAGCAGGUCGUCCAGAGAACGUACACGGUGCAGUCGGCACGCAGCGGCGGGAAGAACUCAAAGUCUCACAAGCGACUUUCCAAAAAGAGCCAAAGCUGGUACAAUCAUGAAAGGCAACACAUCCUGAGAGUGCUGAGCCCGACAUACAAGCAGCGCAAUGAGGACUUCAGGAAACUCUUCAAGCAGCUCCCUGACACAGAGAGACUCAUUGUGGACUACUCCUGUGCUCUUCAACGGGACAUCCUCCUGCAGGGAAGACUCUACCUCUCUGAGAACUGGAUCUGUUUCUAUAGCAACAUCUUCCGAUGGGAAACACUGCUAACAGUCAGACUGAAGGACAUCUGCUCCAUGACUAAAGAGAAGACAGCACGCCUCAUUCCCAAUGCCAUCCAGGUCUGCACGGACACGGAGAAGCACUUCUUCACCUCAUUCGGAGCCAGGGACCGGACAUACAUGAUGAUGUUCCGGUUAUGGCAGAAUGCACUACUCGAUAAACCCUUGUGCCCCAAAGAGCUGUGGCACUUUGUCCAUCAGUGCUAUGGCAACGAGCUGGGCCUGACCAGUGACGAUGAGGACUACGUUCCCCCUGAUGACGACUUCAACACCAUGGGGUUUAGCGAGGAGAUUCCAAACGAGGAGAACGAGAUCAACAAUGACAACUUGACAAAGAGCAGUGCAGAGGCCAAGCCUGAGGGGAGCCCUCCUCCGUUGCUCAAGAAGGUCAUCCCAAACAGCGCCAUCCCAAGCCCUGGCAACAAUGACACACCCAUCACAUUUGACCUUCCAGUGGAGGAAUUUGCAGACUGCCUCGCAGACGGAGAGCUGUUGGCUGUUCCUCUACUAGAAGAGGAGAAGAAAGAGACCAGUGGGCCUGAAGGUCCGGUUCCAUCACCAUCCCUGGACCUGAAUGACAAUGAAGAUAUCCCCACUGAGCUCAGCGACUCCUCAGAAACACACGAUGAAGGUGAGGUGCAGGCCUUCCAUGACGAUCUGAACGGCAGGCAGCAUAUCAACGAGGUGUAUCGGAUCAGCGUGGACAAACUCUACGACAUCCUCUUCAACAAGUCUCAAUUUAUGAGCGACUUCAUGGAGCAACGGCGAUUCUCGGGUUAUUACCCCCUACAUUCUUAUGACGUGGUGUACCACCCAUGGAAGAAGGACGAAGCUGGACAUCAGACCAGAGAGAUCAUGUACACCAUCUCUCUGUCCAACCCUCUGGCACCGAAGACAGCUGCAGUCACUGAGACGCAGACUUUGUACAAAGCCAGCCAGGAGAGUGAGUGUUAUAUAAUCGACGCAGAGGUCAUCACGCACGACGUGCCCUACCAUGAUUACUUCUACACUCUCAACCGCUACAUGCUAACACGCGUGGCCAAGAACAAGUGUCGGUUACGGAUAUCAACGGAGCUGCGUUUCAGGAAACAGCCGUGGGGUCUGGUGAAGGGCUUAAUAGAGAAAAACUUUUGGAGUGGACUGGAGGAGAACUUCCGACAUCUUGAAAUGGAGUUGGCCAAGCUGGAGGAGGUCAUGAAUGAGGCCAGCCAGCUCUCUCCAAAGGCCAAGGGGAUAAAGAACUCCACGGUGAGGCGGAAGAAGAGGCCCCUCCCACACAUGCGCAGCCAACAUCUGGACGAAGCCCUGAGUCCUGUUACCACGCCGACAGACGAAGAUGUGAUUCAGAGGAUCAAACAAGUGGCAGGCUCCACACAGACCAGAAGUCCAGAUCACCAUCACAUGCCUGGAGGCCUGGCUCUUUACAGCGUUUCCAAACUGCUGCUCAUCAUCAGCUUUGUGAUCUGUCUCAGUCUGGUUCUGCUGGUGUUCCUCAACAUGAUGCUCUUCUACAAGCUGUGGAUGCUGGAGUACUCGGCACAGUCCUUAACAACCUGGCAAAGUCUUCGGCUUCAGGAGAGUAAACUGCCUCAGACACAGAUGGAGUGGGCUCAGCUGUUGGAGGCGCAGCAGCGUUACCAUGACGCCGAGUUGCAAAAGUGGAGGGAGAUCAUCAAGUCCUCAGUAGUUCUGCUGGACCAGAUGAAAGACUCCUUGCUGAACCUCCAGCGAGGCAUUGGUUUGAGGGACUACAACUCUGAGACGGAGGAGAAGAAAAGUCGAUAUCACUGACAAACCACCCCAUGGCCACAGGGGCAUGCUGUGCAAUAUAGGACCUGUUUUGAUUGUGAACCAGUGUGCAGGGAUCACCAAGGCAGACAGAGGACAGAGGGCAAUGCUGGACCAACCACGACUGGGUCCAAAGAUACAAAGAGAGGUAGUUGACCCUCCUCUAAGGAGGCGGGGGCGGGAUUCAUGCACGCACACAGGGACUGGGGGAUCCCCUCCUUCACUGAGCUGUGUGGCGGUGGUGGGGAGGCACACGACCCGAUCCUGCUCUGCCCCCCGUGACCCCUUCAACUCUCUUUAUUUCCAAGUGCAUCCUACUGUAAGCCGUGCCGGCACGAGAGGGGCAGAGAGAAUGAAGGAAGUACUGCAUGCAUGUAGAAACCCUAGCUCCCCUCAGUCGGUGUCACCGUGGUCCAGUUCCAGUCUAUGUAUGUCUGAAAAAAAUCUCAUCAAAGUCGAAAAGGCUUUUUAAACUCCCUCGACUGUUCGGAACCAAUCGUCCCCUGACGGUCCACACUGCAGUCUCCCCUCAAAGCAUCCAGGGAACUCCCAAACGCGUGCUGCAGCGAGGCGUUGGCCCAUCAGAGCGGUUUCCUUGUCUGAACCUGGCCUGGCAGGGCUGGCUCCCUGCCGGAUCGAUGACACUGACGAGCAGAACCGACGGACUGAUGCGACUAGAGCCCGUCUCUCACCCUGCACACAAGAUCAGUCGGCCCUAACGUAGUCUCUGCCACCAAGCGUGGCAUUAUUCCUCAUCCUUGAAAAAAAGGUGGAAUGUAUCACGGAAAACAACCCCCUCCUGGAUGCAGGGACUCUGCAGCCGGACCAGCAGGGAGACCUGUAUUCUUACAUGUUUCAUCACUAAACUGUGAUUAUAUCUCUUUAAAAUGUUUCAAAUUGGAAAGAACUCUAUCAAUAUAUUUGAAAUAUAUAAGAAUAUUUCACUAUUUAAUAUAUAAUAUAUAUUUCAAAAUAUAUAAACAUUACCUAUAUUUAUUGUUAAUAUGUGUAAAUACAGAAAUUAUCAGAGCUCUAGAGCAGUUAAAGAAUUUCUAACUAAAAAAGUGUUUUCUUCUUAGAAAUGCAUGCCAGAUAUGUCUGUGACAUGUCCAGUGUGCAAGUAUGAUUCCGCAUUGGCGCGGUUAUAUUCGCGCACGUGUGUGUGUGCGUGUGUGUGAGUGAGUGUGAGCGCAAAAAGCACAUGCGUGCAGAUGAGUGUGACAUUUUUACCAUUCCACACAUGUAUGUUUCUCAUGUUUUGAUUUUUUUUUUCUUUUUUUGUGGCUCCUGGAGCCAGACUGCCUUUUUUUUUAUUUGAAAUGCUAAUGGGUGCCGCCUCGCAUCAGUCCCACCAGGUUUACAGCUGAAGAGUUUAGUUCCAAAGCCAUCCUGGGUCUGAAAUAAUCCAGAUUAACCGCGUUUAUUCUGUCAAAAUUUAGAAUUUAGAAAAGUGUCCUGGCGGCAGACAAGAUGGCGGCUGAAAAUCAUUAGCCAGAAGCAGAAAUUUUUAAAAAUUGAUUUUUAGAGUAUUCAUUAAAUGUUCGGCCCGCGACCUAAGGUGGGCAGGGGUUGAUGAUUUGGUUCUGGACUUACUUCCGGCCAACGCUGGGUUCACACCAGAAGCGGAAGCGGCGCGAGACAGAGGCCGCUGCCAUUCGGCGCCCUUGUUAACCUAUAGUGAACUUCACAACAGACGUGAAUCCUCCACGGUCAGAUCACACCAACCAGUGAUUGUUUUGGCGUCUGGUCUAUUUGUUGCGCGAGCGAUCCUUGUCAAACCUGGCAGAAAAUUACACCAAGACACAAGAAAUUCUAGUUAAUUUUCAAAAAAUAAACAAUUUUCACAAUAAAAUGCAGCAAUUGACAAAUGCGAUCAUAUUUUUGUAUCUAAACAGACUAUAACGAUGAAAAUAAACACACAAACAACACACACAGAUCAAUGUUGUGGGCCAACUACGGAGUGGGGGGUUGGGUGUCUGAAAACACAGUCAUUAAGGAGAGAGGCAGAGCAGUUGGCGACAAGUCAAGAUGGACGAUGUCGAGUUAAUUCUAGAAGCUCUAAAUAACCACAGCUGAGCAGAAGCGUCUGUCGACCGUCGCAGAAAAAAAAACACGUCACACUGGUGUGAACUGGAGGUAAGCAGGUUCCACGCGCACACUUCUUCGUAGUGCUUCCGCGUCCGUUGUGAACCCAGCGUAAUUAUUUUCAGCCGCUAUCUUGUCUGCCACCAGGUCCCUUCAAACUAAAUCGUCGAGUACGUGUGUGUUUUCUCUGUUUCUUCCUCCCAGAGUCUAAAAACCUGCGUCCUAGGUUAAUCGAGUCUAAAAUACCCCUAGGUUGAGUAUGUGACAGAUCUCUAACGGACAGGCGACUUGUUCAGGGUAAAACAAUCGCUGAGGUUAGGCUCCAGCAACCCCAUAAGGGAUUCAGCAGAAGCUUUGACUUAACUUUGAACUUGAGGAUUUCAAUGAACACUUUGGAAACAAACUCUUCAUUUCUUUUGAGUUUUAACCCCCUCUUUGAUGGAAAAAAGCAGCUAUUUAUGUUCUCUCUCCUCGGUGGCUGAUGCCACAUCCACGGAGAUACAGAAAGUUAGGGAUGACUCCUCCCACUUUCUUCCAAAUGGUAACUCCCUCCGUUUCAAGUGUUCUUUCUUGGUUGUAGUGAAAGCAUGAGAGUCCAUUUCACACAGUGAACCAAAAGGAAGAAGCAGACUCGGGCCUUCGCACAUUGUUUUCAAUGGAAUGAUUGUCAUGUACUGUAAAUAACGAGGAGGUGCAGAAAAUCACCUCUGAAGUUUUUGUCAACGAGCACUUAAAACAUGAGAGGGAAAGAGAAAAAGGAAGCACUUUAAGGUCGGCUUGAGUUUGAUCAAAAGAAUGUAGAUCCAAAAAUAUAUAUAUAUAUACUUGUUAAUGGAAAUUAUUUUUUGAAUCUGUCUUAAUAAACAGACAAAACAUCUCCAAACUGAAGCGAUAAUGAGCGACACUUUGAGUUUUUAGGCGACGCAGGGAUGAAGGAUUUGAAAAAGGGAAAUGUGACUUCAGUGUGGGUCUGCUGGAGUCCACAGGAAGGGCCACUCGGUCAUGAUAACACACAGAAACCUUAAGACCCGAAUGUGAACGGAGAAACCUUUGACAGGCUUCACUUUCACGACCCCGAUGACCCCGACAGAUUGCUCCGAGGUUGUGCUUCGUGUCUUUUACGGCGCAGGAAUGUCACAUGUUUGGAAAAUGUGACUGAAGUGCUUUAAAGGUUGUUUUUUCUCCCCGUGAUUUUAGCUUUGUUGGUUCUCGUCGGUGAAGACCAAACAAUGACUCGAUUCUUUCCGCUCUCAUCUACGAUCGGACAGAUCUCCACAGUUAUGCAGAUUAUUCCAGAAAUGUUUCUGCCCCAAAGCAGACCUUCAAUCUCUCAAUGCUUUUUGUUUUUAACUUCUCUUUUUUUCAGCCUUUGUGUUUUUUUGGCACACAAUGAACCCAGGUCACACAAAUGAUAUUACUGUUGCUUUGGCUGCUGAGCUGCAGGACCGAGGCGACCCCGGGAGUUUGGGGUUUUAGCAGUGACAACUAACUGAUUGUUUGCUUGGAUGACUAUACCCGUUGGCAUUUGCCUUGCUGUCACAGAGCCAGCGAGACUGCAGUGCCAACCACACAACACAGUGCUAACUAACAGCCUUCAACAACACAAUAGACGUUCAUUCUGAAUCAACCGCAGAUCGAACUCAUAGCAAACGCACAUCUCAAAACUCGCUGGUGUAGCUCCAUUCAAAGAAAAUUCUGCUCUACGUUUUUUUUUCUUUAUCGCUGUGUUUUUGUUUUUGUUUUUUAUUUUAGACCUUGUUUUAUUUCUAGACUUUUAGUGAACUUUAUACACAUGCUGUAAGAUUCUGUUGUGUGUAUCUGCAUUCCACGCACACACUGAUAAAGAACUGAGCCCGCGCUGUGCGCAGGUCCUCACUUGCAGAUGACUUUGCCUCAUAGACACUGAAGAAAGAAGUGGCUUUCUGGUUCAUGUGAAGUAGAGAUUGGAAGUCUGAAUAAAGGAAAAAUAAACAAAA